Molecule: messenger RNA, 888 nt
Organism: Fusarium redolens
Lineage: Eukaryota; Fungi; Ascomycota; Sordariomycetes; Hypocreales; Nectriaceae
Exons: 2
Coding region: 1-888 (295 amino acids)
Biological process (GO): mycotoxin biosynthetic process
Source: RefSeq, a predicted model, not a curated record
AUGUCAUUCAAAGAAGACAAAGGUUCUGGUGAGAGCCUUCUUGGUAGCGACAGAGAGAGUGACGAGAUCGAGUGGACUCCGCCGAACCAGCGACGCAAUUGGAGAACACAUGCUUGGGUUGUUCUUAACCUUCUUCUCUUCAUGAUAUCUCUGGGUCUCUUUAUGGCUGCCUCCUUUAGAUUCAGCCCAGAGUCCGACAUGGAUCACAUUCGCAAGACUUCCUUUUACUCUCCUGUCCUGGAUUCAAUCAACUUCAAGCUGGGGCCCAUUGAGACAGAGGGCGGCUUAUUCGAGGCGAAGAAUCCGUCGAAAUGGCGCAACUCUCUCAAGCCUGAUCCAGAAGUUGAUGAGGCGUGGGAGGAUCUUGAGAUCAUCCGUGUUUUCCCUAUCACCGAGGCCGAGGUUCGCCGACUGGGCAAAGAUCCAGAACUCCUCGUCAAGUUCCCACCAGAGUAUGGUCUUGGUGAUAACGCUUACAUGGCGCAAAUCGACAUGUUUCAUCAAAUCCACUGCCUCAAUCUUCUUCGGCAUCUGGCUUGGGCCGAGUACAACCGCAAUGGUACAGCGAAGAAGCCUUUUAGCAACUUGCAUUGGAUUCAUGUCAGUCAUUGCACGGACAUAUUGAUGCAAAACCUGAUGUGUAAUGGUAAUCUGGACAUCAUCACGUUCAACUGGGUUGAGACUCAGUCGAACCCAUUUCCAGACUUUGCUGUCAACCAUCAGUGUAGGGAUUUCGAUGCGAUAUAUGAGUGGCAGGAUAAGCACUCUGUGCCAAAGGAAUGGGGGCGGAAUGUCUCUCGGCCAGCUGGUGCAAAGCAGAUUCCAAUUAGUGAAGAGUAUUAUCGGAUAUAUGGCAUCGAGAAACCGCAGGUAUCUUCAGCGCCAUAG